AUGAAUUCUAAACUCUUUUCUCAAGAAAGAUACAAAGAAUCUGCAAUUGUAACUGAUUUUCCUCAAAUUACAAAUACUAGUUAUUCUAUAGGCAAGCUUGAAACUCCAAUCUAUUUUGAAAUUAUGCCAUUGCAUCACGAACUACCGAAAUUUGAAGCGCCAGAAGGCUACACAAUACCAGUUUGCCAAAAUUGUGGUGCAUUUCCUGUAAAUAUGCAAGAAAACGAUUCACCACGAUGGAAAUGCCAUGUAUGUGGACAACUCAAUGAAAAGAAACAAACGCAUAUAUUACCUUCCAUUAACGAUUUCGAUCUUUGCUAUACUUCUAAAGCUAAGAAGCCUUUAUUUUUAUUUAUAAUACAAAACUCAUCUUUCUUUACCAAUCCUGAUACAUUAUCUUCAAUUUUGGCCACAAUUGAUGAAUGGGCAGUUCAAAAUCCGAACAUAAAUUUGGCGUUUUUCACAGUUGGAACAAAUAUUACAUCUUUUGAUAUGAUGAAAAUGCGAACACAUAUAUAUUUUCCCGAUUCAAAACUUGAAAUUCCAAUUUUUUCAUCAGAAAACUGCAAAUUAUCUAAAUUUAUACCAAAUAUACAUGAAGAACAAAUAAUAGACUUUAAUGAUAACGUAAGAAAAAUAGUAAGAAAGCUAGAUACGAAUACUCCUGUUGUAAUGACUUUAUUUGCCUCAAAAUGUGACUCAUCACCAUCUCUUUUGAUUAAAAUGAACAAUAGAGGCAAUAUUGCAGUCAACUUAUACUGUCAACAUGAUGAAUCUAUGUAUAAUCUUGCGAAAAAUUCUUUCAAAGUCCAUAUCUUUGAGGAUACAGAAGGCCAGCUGAUAUCACCCAUAUUAAGGAACUGGUUAUACUCUGAUUUCUUGUUCCAUGUUCAUUUUAGGUUCUCAUUCCAAAAGAUUUUUGCUUUAUACGACAUGACGAUACCGAAUUCUGUCUCAGGAGAUUCAGAUUAUAUACCUUUGAUUGAUGGAGAGUCUGGAGUCUCCGUAGAACUAUCAAUGGGUGGUAAUUUAACUCGAAAUGUUGCAUUUCAAGCUUCUUUUGUUGCUAAGAGGAAAGAUGGUUCAUCAUUAAUCAGAGUAUUCACUUAUAAUCCCAAGAGAGUUGAAGAAAUCACUGAAUUCAACGGUUUAUCCAUAGGAACUUAUCUUGCAAGAGAAUCUGCCAAGAUAAUACUGGAAAAUCAGGCCAAAUCGCAUGCAUAUGAAGAGUUCUAUGAACACUGCGUGCAAAUGUUGUCCGCUUGGUCUCAGAAAGGCCAGUAUUUAAAGUCAAUUGACGAAAUGUUCCGAGAUGCACCGAUAAUGAUGUGGAGUUUGACUCAAUCUCAGUUAUAUACGACUAAUGAUAAAUUAGUGAUGAUCGCAAAUGCUGUUAAUUAUUGUUCUUUGUCGCAUUUGAGAUUAAUAAGAGAAUUAUAUCCAUUCUUUUUGUUGCCUCCAACAACUUUCUGCAACAGACUUGAUAAUAAGAACUUACAGAAUCAUACUACAGCUGUUUUACUGAAAGCAUUCUCUGGAAAAGUAUUUGGAAAUAUUGAAGCUUUAAACGGAAUCGAUGUUGAUAAUCUCCCUCUAUUUAUUGUUAAUCAGGAAGAUUUCCAGAGCGAAAUGAUAGAAAACAACGAACAUUCAUUUGAUUAUUUCUCUGAAAAAUUAGAAGUUGAAUGUAACAGUCGUAGAUUUAUAUAA
Molecule: messenger RNA, 1710 nt
Organism: Trichomonas vaginalis G3
Lineage: Eukaryota; Parabasalia; Trichomonadida; Trichomonadidae
Product: Sec23/24 zinc finger domain family
Exons: 1
Coding region: 1-1710 (569 amino acids)
Biological process (GO): COPII-coated vesicle cargo loading; intracellular protein transport; endoplasmic reticulum to Golgi vesicle-mediated transport
Cellular component (GO): COPII vesicle coat; endoplasmic reticulum exit site
Molecular function (GO): zinc ion binding; SNARE binding
Source: RefSeq, a predicted model, not a curated record